Haliotis rubra (blacklip abalone) is the source of this 1197-nucleotide messenger RNA. RefSeq names its product limbic system-associated membrane protein-like. NCBI's taxonomy places the organism in Eukaryota, Metazoa, Mollusca, Gastropoda, Lepetellida, Haliotidae. Bases 1 to 1197 code for a protein of 398 amino acids. The record is from RefSeq and is a predicted model, not a curated record. The transcript has 8 exons. Gene Ontology annotation, cellular component: neuron projection.
AUGUCUACAACAUCUUCUCCCGUUCGGCCACGUCACUUAGAAGCCGUGUCAGCAUCUGCCAGGAACUGUGACCGCUUGUCCUCCUCAAAUUCCUUCAACUUGUCACACAUGCCACUGGCCCCUGAGUCCGAGCCAAUAUUUGACGCACCUUUUAUCAACGUUACUGUCAAAGCUGGGACGACAGCCAUCUUACCAUGCUCCGUCAAGCAUCUUGGUGCCCAUCAGGUUGUCUGGACGGACCAGUGGUCGACUUUGCUUACAUUUGAAGACAGAAGGAUCAUUGACGACGAGAGGAUCAGUGUUGAGAGGCCAUACACCAAAGACUGGAACCUGCAUAUCCGAGCUGUCAGGAGCACGGACAAGGGUGUUUACAACUGCCAAGUCAACACCAGCCCAGUCAAGAUUAAAACAGUCAACCUGUUUGUACAAGUCCCUGCGAAGAUAAUAGCCGAUUUAUCUUCAAGUGACGUCACAGCGCUUGAAGGAGAGACGUUGACGCUUGUAUGUAACGUGACAGGUGUUCCCUUGCCAACAGUCACGUGGUACCGACAUCCACUUGAGGACGAUGGCGUUAAGGAAAGAAUCGGUAUGGACGGUGAAGUCCUUGUCAUUUACAACGUCAGUCGCUACUGCAGCGACACCUACGAAUGUGUGGCAUUCAAUGAUGUCCCCCCAGCGGUGAACAGACAGAUAAAAGUAACCGUGCAGUUUCCACCUGAGGUCAGAUUGUCUACCAAACGCAUAGGACAGGAUGUUGGCAAGGAAACCAUCUUAGAAUGUGUUAUUUCCGCCAGCCCACAGGAGAUAAGCGUAUGGGUUCGAAAUGGGAAGGAACUAACCGACAGUGAAAAGUAUCGCAUUGAGAUAUACGAAGAUAAGGACCACACUAUUACUCUAAGUUUGAGGAUUAGAAAUAUCAACGCAUUUGAUUUUGGCCAAUAUACGUGUAUGGCAUCGAACAUACUGGGCAAGGACAAGGAAACAAUGCAGCUCUAUGAUUACUCGAUAUACAAGAAAACAACGACACAGUCUCCCUCGACAUCACCCCCUCCAUUGUAUACACCAUUUUCCCAUUACCCCAGAGCCACACAGAGGACCCCAGGACAUGGGGGUCGCACAGAGCUGCAGUUUGUUACCAUCAAACAGACGACGAAACACAUACCUGAAAACAAUGGUAAUUGUAUUGUUCAGUUGUAG